CUCUUGAAUUGAUGAAUGUACAUAUACGGCAUAACGUAAUUGACUAUUUGGUCCAUACUCCUCCCUCCAUAGGCCAUAAAUCACUGUGUUCGGCUACCCUACAGCAGCCAAGAUAGACACAUAAGCUACCGGGCCCUUGUCAAUUAACGACCCACCUCAACCUGGAGAGCUUUCUUUUCCAUCAACCAGUCUCUCACCUAAUUCCUGGAGACCACAAGAUAACAGAGAAGACAUUAUGCACCUUGUGUGUUAAAAUACACACCACAAUGAAGCGAGCAUUUCCCUGCGUGCGCUGCCGCAGCGCCCGUCUCAGGACACCCAUCCUCUCGAGAGCAUUCUCAUCACAGGCCUCAGCUGAUCCCCCGAUACCCAAACGGCCCAACCAAGCGCCCAAGCCCAUCAUUGACAUCAAAGACAUUCGUCAAAACCCAGAGCUCUACGCGCAGAACUGUAUAGCUAAGAACUACACCCGCCAGUCCCACCACCCAGCCCGGAUCGUCGAGCUCCACGCGCAAUGGCAGGAUCUCACACGCGGCAGUCGCGCGAAUCGCGAGCGUUCCAACCUAUUGCGCAGGCAGCUCGCAAACCCCGCGACCAGCGCCGACGAUGGUGAUAUGGAGAGCGUGCGGCAGCUGACGCGCGAGGAGAUCCAGGAGGAGGCGCGCAAGCUGAAGACGGAGCUGGCCGGCAUCAUGGACGAGGAGGCGAGGAUGCAGGCCACCAUGGAGCACCUGGCGCUCGAGAUCCCCAACCUGACUGACGCGGAGACGCCAGAAGGUGACGAGCCCGUCCUGCUGUCGUACAUCAAUGACCCGCCGCCGGAAGAGCAGCAGCUCAAAGAAGGACCAUCGCAUGUGCAGAUUGGCACGGACCUGGGGAUUCUGGACUUUGCCGCGGCCGCCAACUCCUCUGGAUGGGGGUGGUACUACUUGAUCGGCGAGGCGGCUCAGUUGGAGCAAGCUCUGAUCCAGUACGCGCUCGCGGUGGUCACACGCCACGGCUGGACGCAGGUAUCGCCGCCCACGCUGGUGUACAGCCACAUUGGCGCCGCGUGUGGUUUCCAACCCCGGGACCAGAACGACGAGCAGCAGGUGUACACCAUUGCGCAGUCGGAGAGCGACAAGGACCGCCAGGUCCCCGAGCUCUGCCUGACAGGCACCUCGGAGAUCUCCCUGGCCGGCAUGAAGGCCGCGUCGACCGUGCACACGGACGACCUCCCUCUCAAGCGCGUCGCCGUCUCGCGCUGCUACCGCGCCGAAGCAGGCGCUCGCGGCGCCGACACCAAGGGUCUGUACCGCGUGCACGAGUUUACCAAGGUGGAAAUGUUCGCGUGGACGGCGCCGGACGAGGACUCUGCGUCCGACGUGUACGAUGAAAUGCUCGACAUGCAGACAGAGAUGCUGUCCUCCCUCGGUCUCCCGUCGCGCGUGCUCGCCAUGCCCGCGCAGGACCUGGGUGCGUCUGCGACGCGCAAGAUCGACAUGGAGGCCUGGUUCCCGUCCCGCGCGGGCAAGCUGGGCGGUUGGGGCGAGGUCACGAGCGCCAGCCUCUGCACCGACUACCAGACGCGUCGGCUGGGGACGCGGAUGAGGGUCGAAGGCGGCAAAAUGGGGUUCCCCUGGACGGCGAAUGGAACGGCGCUGGCGGUGCCGCGUAUCCUGGCCGCACUGCUUGAGAAUGGCUGGGACGAGGAGACGAGGACCGUCACGAUCCCGGAAUGCUUGAGGCCUUGGAUGGACGGCAAGGAAAAGAUUGUUGGAGACGGUGCGACGAGACGUCGACAGAUGGACGUGGAUGGUGUGUAGCGUACUGUAUAACUGCGUGGACAUAUGUAUACUUCUAAUAGCGCCAUGAGAGGCUACCUAAUUUGAUCUCCCAGGAUAUCACCAU
Molecule: messenger RNA, 1890 nt
Organism: Emericellopsis atlantica
Lineage: Eukaryota; Fungi; Ascomycota; Sordariomycetes; Hypocreales; Bionectriaceae
Exons: 1
Coding region: 267-1805 (512 amino acids)
Biological process (GO): mitochondrial seryl-tRNA aminoacylation
Cellular component (GO): mitochondrion
Molecular function (GO): tRNA binding; serine-tRNA ligase activity; ATP binding
Source: RefSeq, a predicted model, not a curated record